Messenger RNA from Hansenula anomala, 1542 nucleotides. RefSeq lists its product as uncharacterized. The record is from RefSeq and is a predicted model, not a curated record. Gene Ontology annotation, biological process: mRNA catabolic process. Gene Ontology annotation, cellular component: nucleus; cytosol. The transcript has a single exon. The coding region runs from base 1 to 1542 and encodes 513 amino acids. Gene Ontology annotation, molecular function: nuclease activity; RNA binding. NCBI's taxonomy places the organism in Eukaryota, Fungi, Ascomycota, Saccharomycetes, Phaffomycetales, Wickerhamomycetaceae.
AUGUCAGGUCUAAUCAAGGGAAGAUUCCGUACAGAUAUCAAGUACAAGGCCAUUAUAGACAAGGCCAUCAGCGGUGAUAGAGUCGUCACUCACAUCUAUUUCGACGAUGGGGAAGAUUUGGAAUUAUCUACAUUGAUUGCAGGUUAUAGAGCUCCAAGAUCAAGUGAUCCUAAAAAUAACACUCCAGCUGAACCUUUUGGGGAUGAAGCAAAGAAAUACAUUGAGACAAGGCUAGUCAAUCAAAAAGUCUUUGUUCAAUUCAUUGGUACAAGCUCCACUGAUGUCCCAAUUGUCAAGAUUUAUCAUCCAGCAGGUAAUAUUAGUGAAAAAAUCCUUGAAGCUGGGUUAGCAGAAAUUGCUGAUUGGCAAUCAGGUUUUAUCAAUGCUCCUGGUAUGGUUCUCUUGAGAGAUGCUGAGAAGCGUGCUAAAUCAUCAGGUAAAGGUUUAUGGAAAUCUUUAGUUAAACCAACUCCAACUGUAUCAAAAACAGGUUCAACUUUUAAAGUUGGUGUUUCAAUUGAAGGUACAAUUGCUCGUAUAAUUUCUCCAGAUGCUUAUGCCAUUGAUUUACAAAAUGGUUCUCAACAAAUAGUGUAUCUUUCAUCAAUUAGAGCUCCAAGAUCAACUGAUCCAACUGCUCCUUUCUUACCACAAGCUAAAGAAUUUGUUCGUAAAUAUGUUGGUAAAAAAGUCCAAAUCUUGACAGAUGCUUUUAGAAAUGAAAAUCCAUUAGUUACAAUAACUUUACCAAAUGGUAAAAAUCUAGCUGAAACAGUCGUAUUGAAUGGUUAUGCAACUGUUAUUAGACAUCGUCGUGGUGAUGAUGAUAGAUCAAGUGCUUGGGAUUCAUUAAUUGAAGCUGAAUCAAUCUCUCAAAAAGAGAAAAAAGGUAUUCAUUCUUCUAAAAUUCCAGAACCUGAAAAAUUCAUUGAAGCUUCAGAAAAUUCUCAAAGAGCUAAAAUUCAUCUAAGAACUUUACAAAAUCAAUUGAAAAUUAAUGGUAUUGUGGAAUUUGUUAUAAGUCCAAAUCGUAUUCGUGUUUUAUUACCACGUGAAAAUAUCCGUCUUGUCUUGGUGUUUGCUGGGUUAUUAUCUUUACAAAAGGAAAAUCCAAUCAGUCAAAAAGUUAUUGAUUAUUCAAAUAAACAUAUCUUGCAAAGAGAUGUUGUCGUUGAAGUCUUUGACGUUGAUAAAGUUGGUGGUUUCAUUGGUAAUCUAUACAUCAAAGGUCAAAAUCAUCCAUAUCAAAUUGAAUUGUUAAAACAAGGUUUUGCAGAAAUUCAUGAUGGUUCAGUUUCUAAAACAAAAUAUGAAGAUCAAUUUUAUGAUGCUGAAGAAGAAGCUCAAGAUAAAAGAUUAGGUAUAUGGAUUAAUUGGGAUCCUGAAGAAGAAGAACGUAAAAUUCAACAAGAGGAGGAAAAAAGAAGAGCAAAAUAUGAAGAAAAAAUUGCUAAAAAUAAAAAACCAAAUGCAUUUGAUGAUGAAGAAGAUGAUAUUUCUCAUUUACCUGAAGCUGUUAGAAAAUUGGUCAUUAAACACUAA